AUGGGCGGACACGACGGUAGUAGUGGCGAGGAAUGCCAUGAGCAUCAGGUCGCUCCACCUUUACGCGACAAAUUUGAAACUUUAGCUCUCGGAUUAUUUAAAGCAAUUGACAGUCCAGUGACGUUCUUCAGAGAGAAAGUUGUAUUGCCACUUCAGACCAGAAACAACGAGAAGUUCUACCACCGACGCUUCAGUAGAGUUCCUACUGUUGACAAUUGUGAUUUUGAGGAUCCAGUUUGUGUCUACGAGGCUGAUGAGCAGUACUUUAGAGACAAGUUAGUUGACAGUAACAUUCUCAAAAUACUCAGGCAAAGGAAAGUAGAAUGUGAAUACUGGGAAGGGCCUGAUGCCAGCUAUAAAUGCAGAAAGUUUGUGGAGGACUAUGAGGAUGCGUCAACUAACUGGUUCAUCAAAUACGGUGACAUAAAGACUCGUAAAGGCGCCAUCGAAGCUUACAUGAAACAGAAACACAGACUGAUUUGGGAGAGAAGGAACCCUGACAAGCCAUUGCAUUAA
This is a messenger RNA of Candidula unifasciata, 516 nucleotides long. The record is from the annotation of a GenBank genome assembly. Lineage: Eukaryota; Metazoa; Mollusca; Gastropoda; Stylommatophora; Geomitridae.